AAGAUGUCUGCGGAGGGAAGGAUGCGUCACUGGAUUAGCGCCUUGUGAGUCCCAGCCUCUUCUUCCCCGCCUGAGCUGCCUGGAGAAGGUCACAGAGCUCGCCGCCUGAGCGUCCCUUGCCGAGGAGCCUUCCACAUGAGCCAGCCGGGCCUCGCAGCCCCACCAGGAUGAAGAAAGAGAAGAAAACGUGUGUUUUCACGUUUGUCCUCCUUCUGCAUUUCAGCUCGGGGCAAUCAGACUAUGCGCCGUAUUUCUACGACAACGGUCCCAGCAGUACUAAUGGGAACAUGGAUUUGUUCAGUGUCUCUGAGGACACGCCAGUUGGAAUGCAGAUAUACAUCCUCAAUGGCACCGAUCCCGAGGGAGAUCCAAUACGAUACGGUCUAACAUUCCAAAUAGGCUCCAAAGAGUAUUUUAGGGUUGAUCCUAAGUCAGGGAACGUAACCCUCAUUUUGGAACUGGACCGAGAGAAACAAGAUGAGAUUUUGGCCUUUGUCAGCAUUACAGAUGGGAGGAAUAAAGUGGUGGAAAAUGUGAGAGUGUUUGUCACUGACGCCAAUGACGAACCUCCUGAAUUUCAAAACCUGCCUUUUAUCGUCGAUAUUCCUGAGGAUGUCGCGGCAGGCAGCAGCAUCUACAGAGUCCAUGCCCGGGAUAAAGAUAUGGGCUCUGGAGGCAGCAUCUCCUAUUCCCUUCAGCCGACACCGUUUGCCAAAUUCACCAUCGACGCCCACAGCGGUAUUCUAAGGGUGAAACCGGGCCAGUGGCUAGACUACGAGACCACGCCAACACACUUUGUGACAGUGGUCGCCAAGGACGGAGGAGGGAAAUACAAAGGCAAACACCAGGUUUUAACCUCAACAGCCACCAUAACAAUCAACGUCCUCGAUGCCCAAGACAUGCCGCCGUCCUUUGUAGGAACGCCUUACUUUGGCUACAUCUACGAAGUCUCUGUCCCUGGCUCAGAGAUAUUCACCGUGUAUGCCAGAGAUGGCGAUCAAGGAAAACCCAACCCUAUUUAUUAUUCCAUCAUCGACGGAAGUGAUGGCGUAUUUGACAUCAACAGCACUAGUGGAUGCAUCACUUUGACGACUCACCCAUCUUUGUUAAAAAAUGAACUCUACGAAAUUAAAGUCAAGGCAUCUGAGGUGGGAGACGACGAUUUACUGCUGGACUAUGACAUCGCCGUGGUGAUGGUGCGGGUAGUAGAUCUUAACAACCAUCCGCCCACCUUUUACGGCGAGAACGGUCUGCAAAGCAAAUUCGAGGUCACCAUGUAUGAGCACCCACCCUCUGGGGAAAUCCUGCGUGGAUUCAAGAUCACUGUCAACGAUUCGGAUCAAGGAGCAAACGCCAAGUUUAAACUCAGGCUAGUGGGACCGAGCAGAGUUCUUCGAGUGGUCCCGCAGACAGUCCUGAACGAAGCCCAGGUGACCAUCAUUGUGGAGGACACGUCUGGUAUCGACUACGAGAAGGGACCAACUCUCUCAUUUAAGCUAUUGGCGGUGGAGCUGGAUACUCCUGAGCGAUUCAGUGCGACAGCGGACAUCGUGAUCAAUCUCCUGGACACAAAUGACAACACUCCCAAAUUUACAGCGGAGUAUUACAUCGCCAGAGUUGCUGAAAACUCACCUGGUGGCACUAAUGUUUCUACUGUUACAGCAAACGAUCCUGAUUCAGGACCAUGGGGAGAAGUCAAAUACACCAUUUAUGGAUCAGGAUCGGAUCUCUUUUCCAUCCACCCAUCAACGGGGCAAAUCUCUACACAACCGUGGACUACGCUAGAUGCCGAGGUGCGCUCCAAGUUCAAUUUCUACGUGAAGGCAGAGGACUCAGAGGGAAAGUACAGCCUGGCUGAGGUCUUUGUAACUGUGCUCGACAUGAAUGACCACCCGCCCGAAUUCGGCGAUCCGCUCCUGGAGAAAACCAUGAUCAUUGGAUCGCCUGUCAAAGUGGAGGCAGUGGAUGAGGAUGCCGAGUCACCCAAUAACGUAGUGGAGUACUCCAUCAUGACAGCGGAUCCCGACAACGCAUUCGACAUUGACGCAGAGACGGGUGAGAUCCAGCUUAAACCGUACAUCAAGUCUAUGGAGAUCGUGCACAACAUCACCAUGCAGAAGGACUGCAAGUGGUCGCUGGUGGUACAGGCGCGGGACCGAGGCUCUCCAUCUUUUAGCACUACCGCCGUGGUCAACAUCGACAUUACCGAGGCAACUCCUCUCAAGGGUCCUAUGGCGGCCUUUUUAAUGAAAAGUAGGGACAACCCCAUGAAAGCUUUAGGCAUGCUAACGCUGAUCAUUAGCUUGUUGGUAGGAGCGACCGUGCUCAUCUCCACAGCUAUGUACAUGCGCAACGUCAAGUCGCAAAACAGAGUGAUACCGGCACGCCGCGUCAUCAGGAGGCGGCCCAGGCAACGGCAGUCCUGGACAUUCCACGUGCCGGCGCUAAAAUUCGCCAAUCCUGCCGAGAAGUUCCUCAUGGAGGAUCGAGAAGGUGGCCCCGAGCAGGAGGUUGGCACCCCGAGGAGGAGGCCUCCGCCACCACCCUGCGCCCCCUGUCUACCCCCACCCACGCUGACCACUAGCAGAGCCCCCGAGAGGCCGCGCGCCGUCCCGACUAUCUCUGGCACCUUGGCCUCCAAAGUCGCAAAGAAAGGGAAAUCGGCUCUGCGCAAGGAGGGCAACAUGAGCUCAGCUUUGGUUUCAGAGUUAAAAAUGAGGCUGGAACAGAAAAUUAUAGAAAACAACCAAGGUUACUAUUAACUAGAGAUGGCAACAUUUCUCAGACUUAAGUAGAUGUUUUGGUGAAAAAUACACUUACACGUUCACUUCACACAAAAGUUAAAAAAAAAAAAAAAUGUAAACACAAAAAAUGUGAGGUACAGUGAUCGUUUUGAAAAUGUGGCAUAAAACAAUACUCUUUGUAUGUGUUUCUUCAGAUCAUACCGAGAAUUGUUGAACUCCAAAGCUCGUGUUUUUAGGCUAGGAGCCGCUAACAUUAAACAAUUCUCAAAAAUAUGGCUGCGGUUAGGGGGUUUUAUGAAUCUAUUGUAUGCUCAACUUUUUCCGCCUUAUAAUCCAAUUGAUCAAGUUCUUAACCAUGAUAGUCUGUGGCAGGCUGAAAAAAAGACAAUAGUUAGUACAAAAUAUCAAUAUCCGUUGUUUUUGUUUAAUGUAGGAAGUAACAGCAAAAAAGUUAAAAACCCUAACCAAACCUAAAAUAAUAUAUUUUUAAGUACCAUUCGAGACUGCAGAUAAUGAGCAUUUGGUCAUCUUUAUUUGUGAACAAAACUUUCAAAUGUAAAUAAGUUUCAGUGUCAGAUUGAUUCUAUAUGGACUGAAAACUGAUACUUUGGACAUUGUACAGUGGUACCUCAACAUACGAUCGCUUGGACACAUGAUCUUUUUGACAUCCGACGUAAAAUUUGACUCACCAUUUGUUUCUACAUCCGACGGCAUGCUCGAAAUACGAUUCAUGACAGCGUCGCAGUUUUUUGGUUUUGCCGCAAGACACGCACGGCGGAUUUUCUUGUGAGAGAAAUCCUCACGGGUACCAAGGUUAGUGGAGGUGGUGAAGAACGGAAAAAAGUGAUUACCAUUAAAAUGAAGACGGAAAUGAUAGCUAAAUUUGAGUGUGGUGUGCUCAUCCGUGAACUGGCUCGACAAUACGGCCGUAGAAUGUCUGCGAUCUCAACGUUCCUUCAGCCAAGCGAUGCGUUCAGGUACAUCACGCAAAACAUUCGCCACAUUAGAACCCGAUUCUUUACAUUAUUAUUCCUGUUAUUAUUGUUAUUCAUAAUUUAUUUGUUUGCUAUGUGUAAUUGCCAUUUGUAAUAGUACUAGAAGUAUUUAUUAAGAAGUUAGUGUAGGUUUUCGGGCUGUGGAACGAAUUAAUGGAAUUAUAAUGUAUUCAUAUGGAAAAAAUCCUGCUCGACAUGCGACCAUUUCGACUUAUAAACAAGGUCCUGGAACGAAUUUACUUCGUAUGUAGAGGUACAACUGUACAUUAUUAAGAAUAUAAGUCUUUUCGUCAGAAAAAUAAUAAACGCAUAGAUGUUUAAUAUCAUUUUAAUGUAUGAGUAGAAAUCGAGGCCUUCACUCUAAUAACACACUUGGGAAGAAAAAGCACAAGCACAAGCUUCAGCCACUAAAAGCGCAAAUAUGACCAUUAUGAAUUACCUUUCAUUAAUAACAUAUUUGUGGUCACUUGUUAUGAUAGCAAUUUAUUUAAAAAAUUCAGUUUAUGAUGAAGUGCUAACAUCUACAUCUAACAUCUAGUGCUAACCUCUUAAAGUUAAUGUUUUUUCUCACAAAAAUCUUUUCACCGCAGCUUUGUUUACCGUUUUAUUUUUUUAACACACUGAAAUUCAAAGCUUAUCUCACCAUGUCAGAGACAAUAAUCAGCAUGAGCUCAAUUUUCCCUAAGAGCCCGACAAGAACUUGCUUUUUUGUACAAUUUAUCAUGUGCCACGGUCGCGUCAUGCUUUAACAAAAGCUAGCUCGCUGUUUUUUUUGUUUUGUUUUGUUUUUUGCGUAGUUGUUUUACAGCACACGCUUUUUUAUGGUUUUAUUUUUCAAUGUGCGUACAAUACAGUGUUCUCAGUGUGUGAAUAUAUCAAAUAUAAUGCUUGUAACUGUGUACAAAAUGACGUCUAAGCUUGGCACGUUUGUAUUUAAACUGCAUGCACAUUUCCCUUUGUAGAUACUCAAAUGAUUCAUGUGAUGAUUGUCACUCUAUCUGAAUUUGUAGUACUUGGAGAUACCUGUAUACACCAUUACCUACAAAAGACACUUCCCGGUCUUUGCGUGUGACAUAUUUAUAUCGUCUUUGUACUGUAUUUUGUUGUUUUUGAAUAAAUAUUUCAACAUAAUACAACCUGUGCUAUUUUGUACGCGUGCGCAGAGACUAUAGUCGAUUGGGUUAUUAGAUAAAUGCAAAGCCUUAAACAUCGUCUGUGACACAACAGGUUUAUACAGGACUCGUUCAAUGCGCGUAAGAUGGAGAAAUAUUGAUAUUUCUUUCUAAUUACGCAGUCGGAAAGCAAACCAAGCAUUAGUGAUCAUGCCAAAGCAUCAAAAUUGUGCUACUAUAUUCAUGUUAGCAUGCUGUACCAAUAAGUGUUGAAAUUAUCAUGCAGAGGCGGUUCGGGAAAAGGUUUGUUGGUCACAAAUUGACCAAAUUUUUUAUUUUAAAAAAAAAUGGGUAUGUGUUAACAUGUACAGUAUUUGACUAUCCCUGUCAUGUUCAGAAAAUGUGCAAAAUAUUUGUAGUAGGAGCUGUCAUUAAAUAGAAAUAUCAUGUCCUGCUUGACAAGGGUUCUGAGAGAAAAUCACUCUAAUCUGCUUAGCAGUGUAUGGAUAAAUGCUAGGAAUAUAGCACUUAUGUAACAAAUCCUUUGAGUGAUUGUGCUUAAAAAAAAAAUAGAAUGCCUCAGCAUUUGUCUUUCUCUUUUUAAUCCAGUAAUGACAUAUACUGUAAAUUAUUCCCGAGACAAAUUUUGUCCAAUUUUACUGUUUGAUAUCAAUCUGGAAAACAACAUGUAAAAAUAAUCUAUAUGUACAUUAAAAGGACACAGAAAAAUACAGAAUAAAGGCAUCCGAGUUGUUGGAUUAUCAGUUUUUGUGAAC
This is a messenger RNA of Corythoichthys intestinalis (scribbled pipefish), 5627 nucleotides long. RefSeq names its product cadherin-related family member 1. Gene Ontology annotation, biological process: adherens junction organization; cell morphogenesis; multicellular organism development. NCBI's taxonomy places the organism in Eukaryota, Metazoa, Chordata, Actinopteri, Syngnathiformes, Syngnathidae. The record is from RefSeq and is a predicted model, not a curated record. Gene Ontology annotation, molecular function: cadherin binding; calcium ion binding. Gene Ontology annotation, cellular component: adherens junction; plasma membrane; catenin complex. The transcript is spliced from 17 exons. The coding region runs from base 168 to 2762 and encodes 864 amino acids.